UCAUGAUUUACAAAUCUGAGGUUGUGGAGAUUGUGUCGCAACAUGGUUGUUUGUGGUGCAAUGGGAGACGCCGAGAUGUCGGCCGUUUCUGGGGUCUAAACCCGGCGUCGUCAUUGCACCACUGACAGCCAUAUCAGUUGUCUCCUCCGGUGAGCAUUUCCGGACAAAGAUUUGAUGGAUGCAAUUCGGUUUAUGCCUCCAAAUUUCUAAAGCUUGAGCCAAGAAAUGCAAUGGAGUAGAUGCGAAUAUGAAAAGGCUGUUGCUUUCGCCACCCAAUUUGUCUGCACACAACUGCAGCUUGUUAUUGCAGAGAUGCAUGAAGCGGAAAGCACUGAAACCCUGCAAGCAAAUCCACGCUUUGAUGUUAACUAAUAAUGUUGACGUGAAUCUUUUGCAACUGAGCUCAAAGCUAAUAGGCGCUUAUGCAUGUUGUGGGGAUUUGACCUCAUCCAAGUUACUUUUCCGAGAGACUCCAAACCCAAAUGUAUUUGCGUUCAAUUGGAUGAUUCUGACCUUAACUUUUUCAGGGUUCCAUCAGGAGGCGAUUGGGUACUUUUCUUUAUUCCAAGAAUCAAGAAAUAGUAACAGUUACCCGAACAAGUAUACUUUUUCUGUAGUCUUGAAAGGUUGCGUGGGUUUGCUGGAUGAGGAUUUAGGGAAGCAAGUUCAUGGCAUGAUUUACAAGGUGGGGUUUGAAAAGGAAGUGUCAGUUUGCAAUGGUUUGAUUGAUAUGUAUGGGAAGUGUAGGAGGAUAUGCCAUGCACGCGGAGUGUUUGAUAGAAUGACUGAAAGAGAUGUUGCGUCGUGGACAACGAUGAUUUGUAGGUAUGCUGAUGUGGGGAGGAUUGAAGAGUCAGUUGUUCUGUUCGAAAGAAUGAGGUUGGACGGUGUAAAACCUAAUGAUUUUACUUGGAAUACGAUUAUAGCAGGGCACGCCAGGAGUGGAGACUGUGAUGGUGCUUUUAAGAUUUUUUCACGGAUGUGCAGAGAAGGAUUGUUUCCGGAUUUGGUUAUUUGGAAUGCAAUGAUUUCAGGUUUUGUUCAAAGCCAAAGGGCUGUUGAAGCUUUAGAGUUGUUUCGAGAUAUGUUAAUUUCUAGAAUUAAGCCUAACGAGGUGACUGUGACAGGGCUGCUUCCUGCAUGUGGGAUGGUUGGUUCAGUUGGUAGGGGGAGAGAAAUUCAUGGAUUGAUAUACAGAAUGGGACUUGAUAUCAAUGUCUUUGUUGCUAGUGCACUUAUCGAUAUGUACUCAAAAUGUGGGAGUGUUGAAGAGGCUCAGAAUGUUUUUAACUCCAUUCCUAACAAGAAUGCAGCAUCAUGGAAUGCUAUUAUUGGAUGUUAUGGGAAGCAUGGGAUGGUAGAUUGUGCAAUCAAAUUUUUUGACAGGAUGCAGGAUGAAGAUAUACAACCAAAUGAAGUUACGUUGACUGCUAUUCUUUGCGCUUGUAGCCAUGGUGGUCUGGUGGAGAAAGGUUUGCAGAUUUUUAGGUCCAUGGACUUAUACGGCGUCAAACCAAAUAAAGAGCAUUACUCGUGUCUUAUUGAUCUUCUGUGCCGUUAUGGCAGAAUGGAAGAGGCUUAUGAUAUAGUUAAGCAGAUUGGGGUGGAAGUCACAUAUUCAGCUAUUGGAGCUUUCCUCAAUGGCUGCAAGAUCCACGAAAGGAGAGAUCUUGCUGAAAACAUUUCUGAGCAGUUGAGGAUGGAGCUGAAGAAGCCUGGAGGUUUUGUCACUCUCUCAAACAUAUACGCUUCUGAGGGUAAGUGGAGAGGUGUUCAGGAUGUUAGGGAGGUGAUGAAGGAUAAGAGAGUCCAUAAGAAGCCUGGUUUUAGUUCGAUUUAGAAGCAGAUGAAAUUCAUGGAAAGAUAAGGAAGAGAACACAAAGGUUUCGAAGGAUUGACAUAGUUGAGGCUACAGAGUAUACAAGCUUUUCAUCUCUUUCUAUAAACCUCCUUCCCCAACUCCAGUAGAACAACAAGGAACUACGUCAAAAAUUGCAGUCUAAGUUCUAUAUAUACUCUCAUCACUGGUGAAAGUUAUGGGAUAAGAUGCCUCUUACCAGCACUGUUUUCUUGAAGUCAUGUAAGCUGGUAAAAACAAUUUUGAGUCUCUUUGAUUGACUCCCUGUUUUCAGCUGCCUUCAACUACAUCAAAGCCUCCCUCUGGUGCUUCUUGUUCAUGAUGGCAGAAUCCAACCUUAGGUACAUCUUGGUAGUUGAUUGCAAUCAAUACACCUUAUUAAUAUCUCCAGGUGACCUUCUCUAAAUGAAAAGAUGUGUAUGUCUGCUGCAUUUAAAUUUUCUUGCAGAAGUAGAAUUAUUGUUGAUGUCAUUGUCUGCUAAUUAAAGAGUCAUUUUGGACAAAGAAUUUACCUUGCCUGCUAUUUUUUGUCGACUAUGUUUAUUUUUUUCAAGCGUCUGAUAAAGUUUUACGUGUUUUUUAUACUCACAGAAUUGCUAAAUUCAGUUGCACAGAAUGCUUUCCCUAGAUCAGAUAGUAGUAGAUGAGAAAUUCAAAGACAUUAAGUUCUCUGUUUCGUCUGACAUGAAAUAAUCUGCCUAGGACUGCUUAUACAUUCCAAGUAUUUAUUUAAACAUUACUCUUUGGCUCCAUCUCUAGUUAUGAUGACCACACUGCCAUCAUUUAUCACUCCUAACAUACCUUAUCAAGAAUGCAAAAUGAACAUAUGCUUAUAAUCUUAGCUUGUUGAAUAUGAAUAGUUUGAGUAAAAGUUAUCUUAUGGAGCGGAUGUUUUCUUGUAUCAUCUUCUCACCUGCUUCAUUUUUUCCUAGCCUAAUUGUUCUGUUUCAUGGGCUCAGAAAUUUAUACUUCUACGGACUGUGUCGCAGUUUUGAGUCUUGGAAACUACUGAUCUUGCCAAAGGGAAAUUCGUUGCAGAACUUCCGUUUGUUGGCUCUGCCGUUCUUGUGCAUACUUUAAAUCCUUGAUUUGCAGAUUGCAUACCAGUAUUGAUGCCAAGAAGGCUAAUAACACGAAAUGCCAGAGGAGUCUCAUUAAUGUAGAAAGAGCAAACCGCGAAGAUACAUUCUCAACACAUUCGGGAGACUAGUGAAACCCCAUGUGCAUUCAGAAAUUACUGCCCUUCAAACUGCACCGAGCAUGCAAAACAAAUAUGGCUCUGAGACUGUGUGCUGAUGGUUUAGUAAAAGAAUCUGGAAAGAGAAACAGUUGUGUGGAUGCCCUCACAUGAAUUCUAGGAGCAAAAUAAAUGAUCCACUACUCGUCCCUUCGGCAUCAACAUGUGGUUUACCCAAACUGUAUUCGAAUUUACAUGUCAAUAGUUGGGUUUCGUACCGUUUCACCCACACCAGAGAUCCUGACCUGCUCGUGACAGCAUUUAAAUGUCGGUUAAUACUGAGAAGUCUCCGUAUUAGUCCUACAACAUACUAGUUUCAUCAGUCCUCUUUAAUAUUCGGUCACAAAUCAUACUUGUAGAAAUGACAUUGAUUAAUGAAUUUCACGUACUGAUGUGUCCAGUUCUUGAUUGUUUUAUUUAAAGAAAGUCAGCUCAUAUGUAUAUUUUUACGAGCAUUUAGAGUCACAGUUGAAAGAACUGAGACAAGUUGUAGCGUUUUCCAUGACAACCUGGAAUAAUACAAGCUUAGCAUAUAGUAGUUUUUAAAGAGUGAUGGUUGCAACUUGUGAAGAUAGUUGCCAUUUCUUACAUUCUGAGCUGGCAGGUCUUUGAUUCUUUUAUGUCCUUAU
Messenger RNA from Sesamum indicum (sesame), 3724 nucleotides. RefSeq names its product pentatricopeptide repeat-containing protein At5g59600. The record is from RefSeq and is a predicted model, not a curated record. Gene Ontology annotation, molecular function: RNA binding; protein binding. NCBI's taxonomy places the organism in Eukaryota, Viridiplantae, Streptophyta, Magnoliopsida, Lamiales, Pedaliaceae. Gene Ontology annotation, biological process: RNA modification.